GAAUCGUGGUAAUCCGCCUGAUGUCGCUGUGGGGAGGACUACAUUUCCGCAAAUAGCCUGUAAAGCCCUCGCGCGCAUCCGCCGGAAGUAGUCUGCGACACGAGGUGCUGCGAGUGCGAGCCACUUUAGUUAUAGGUUGCCGGUUCGGUGGUCAAGGCAAUGCCCAAGGCCAAGGGGAAGACCAGGAGACAGAAGUUCGGUUACAAUGUUAACCGGAAGCGUCUGAACCGGAAUGCUCGACGGAAAGCAGCGCCACGAAUCGAGUGCUCCCACAUCCGACAUGCCUGGGACCACGCCAAAUCCGUGCGGCAGAACCUGGCCGAGAUGGGGUUGGCUAUGGACCCCAACAAGGCGGUGCCCCUCCGUAAGAGAAAGGUGAAGGCCAUGGAGGUGGACGUAGAGGAGAGGCCUAAGGAGCUUGUGCGGAAGCCCUAUGUGCUAAAUGACCUGGAGGCAGAAGCUAGCCUUCCAGAAAAGAAAGGAAACACACUGUCUCGAGACCUCAUUGACUAUGUGCACUACAUGGUGGAGAAUCAUGGGGAGGACUAUAAGGCUAUGGCCCGGGAUGAGAAGAAUUACUAUCAGGAUACCCCGAAACAGAUUCGGAAUAAGAUCAAUGUCUAUAAGCGUUUUUACCCAGCAGAGUGGCAAACCUUCAUUGAUUCUUUGCAGAAGAUUAAGAUGGAGGUUGAAUGAUUGGCUUAUGCCUGCCUCAGGCCUCAGCCUCCUGGACCAGAGAGGCUCCUUAAGGCAAAGAGGGGCAUGUGGCCAGAUGGGGCUGGCCAAACCCCAUGGAAUCAGAAGGUUGCACACACACACUCACACUCCCCUUUCUGGGGAAGGAACUGUCUCCAAGAGGCUUCUGAGGGCCCUGAGAAAAGCCAGAACCUACUGUUUUCAGAGUGGGUGGUUUGUUUACAUAUAGUCUGUACAUAAUAAAACAAGAUUAUUUUA
Messenger RNA from Zalophus californianus (California sea lion), 954 nucleotides. RefSeq names its product NOP16 nucleolar protein (gene NOP16). Gene Ontology annotation, cellular component: nucleolus. NCBI's taxonomy places the organism in Eukaryota, Metazoa, Chordata, Mammalia, Carnivora, Otariidae. The transcript has 5 exons. The coding region runs from base 160 to 696 and encodes 178 amino acids. The record is from RefSeq and is a predicted model, not a curated record. Gene Ontology annotation, biological process: ribosomal large subunit biogenesis.